Molecule: messenger RNA, 192 nt
Organism: Penicillium digitatum Pd1
Lineage: Eukaryota; Fungi; Ascomycota; Eurotiomycetes; Eurotiales; Aspergillaceae
Source: RefSeq, a predicted model, not a curated record
AUGAGACUUUUCAUUAUCCUGUUUGCACUAACCGCCUUCACAAUGGCCGAAGCCAGUCCAGACCUGGAAGUGAGAGCUGGAUGCUCCCAGAAGGGGAAAUACUGCAACGGCGGCACAUUCCUGUGCUGUCCAGGACAAGGAAGUUGUAAAGGAAACGUUGUAAGUGUGCCUCGGCUCUUUUUCUGGAACUAG